This is a messenger RNA of Galeopterus variegatus (Sunda flying lemur), 993 nucleotides long. It is a transcript of the gene GAMT, whose product is annotated as guanidinoacetate N-methyltransferase. Gene Ontology annotation, molecular function: guanidinoacetate N-methyltransferase activity. Gene Ontology annotation, biological process: creatine biosynthetic process. Gene Ontology annotation, cellular component: cytoplasm; nucleus. The transcript is spliced from 6 exons. Lineage: Eukaryota; Metazoa; Chordata; Mammalia; Dermoptera; Cynocephalidae. The record is from RefSeq and is a predicted model, not a curated record. The coding region runs from base 1 to 669 and encodes 222 amino acids.
AUGAGAACAGCCGGCCGCCGAGCUCCGGUCCCUCCCCGGGUGACCUUGGCCACGCGGGCCCUCGUCUGCGAGCCCCCCUCGUCCUUACCACUUCGAGGUGGCAGCGGGGAGCCCCGCCGUCCCCCGCCCCGGGGGGGAAGGGGCCGGGUGCUGGAGGUGGGCUUCGGCAUGGCCAUCGCAGCCUCCAAGGUGCAGGAGGCCCCCAUCGAAGAGCACUGGAUCAUCGAGUGCAACGAGGAGGUCUUCCAGCGGCUCCAGGAUUGGGCUCAGGAGCAGCCACACAAGGUCGUCCCCUUGAAAGGCAUGUGGGAGGAUGUGGCACCUACCCUGCCAAACGGUCACUUUGAUGGGAUCCUGUACGACACAUACCCACUGUCGGAGGACACGUGGCACACACACCAGUUCAACUUCAUCAAGGACCACGCCUUUCGCCUGCUGAAGCCCGGGGGUGUCCUCACCUACUGCAACCUCACCUCCUGGGGGGAGCUGAUGAAGUCCAAGUACUCGGACAUCACCACCAUGUUCAAGGAGACGCAGGUGCCAGCGCUGCUGGAAGCAGGCUUCAAGCGGGAGAACAUCCGCACAGAGGUGAUGGCGCUGGUGCCCCCGGCCGACUGCCGCUACUACGCCUUCCCGCAGAUGAUCACGCCCCUGGUCACCAAGCACUGAGCCCCAGCUCUGGCCCUCCGUGUAUCCGGCUUCCAGACAGCCCUCUCGGUCGCCCCUGCUCAGUGCCUUCCUUUGUGGCUGGAGCACAGGUUUUUGCCUCUCUCAGCCCAGGGUGACCCCAGCUGUGACAUCGGCAGCUCUACUAACCUCGGCAACACUGCUGUCUUGGAACUACGACCUCUCUGCCAGGGUCGCUGAGGGCGUAGCCAGCGCUAACAUGGGCUGGGCCAGUCGGAUUGCAUGUGAGGCUCUGGCUUCUAGUUACCCUCCCUCAACAAAUAAUUAAAAUAAAAAGAGAUGUCAGAGGGACCUGGGGAGAAGAUG